Molecule: messenger RNA, 810 nt
Organism: Colletotrichum karsti
Lineage: Eukaryota; Fungi; Ascomycota; Sordariomycetes; Glomerellales; Glomerellaceae
Product: histone h1
Exons: 5
Coding region: 1-810 (269 amino acids)
Biological process (GO): nucleosome assembly
Cellular component (GO): nucleosome
Molecular function (GO): structural constituent of chromatin; DNA binding
Source: RefSeq, a predicted model, not a curated record
AUGCCUCCCAAGAAGACCGAGGGCGCUGCCGCCGCUCCCAAGAAGGCCUCCCACGCCAGCUACCAGGACAUGAUCACUGAUGCUAUUGUUGCUGUACGUUUUACCGCUCCCCUCGCUCCGGCGCAAAGGGUUACGCGACCGCGCUUGUCGUGGGCUGGGGACCUCAACGUCCCCGCCCGCCUCGACCCCCUCAAGGAGCGCAAUGGAUCUUCCCGCCAGGCCCUGAAGAAGUACGUCAAGGCCAACAACCAGAUCAACGUCGUCUCCGACACCAUGUUCGACUCUCUCUUCAACAAGGCCCUCCGCGCCGGUGUUGAGAAGGGUGUCUUCGAGCAGCCCAAGGGUCCCUCUGGUGGCACCAAGCUCGCCAAGAAGGCUCCCAAGAAGGAGGAGAAGAAGACCGAGAAGAAGGCCGCCCCUAAGAAGGCUGCUGCUGAGAAGGAGCCCAAGGAGAAGAAGGCUCCCGCACCCAAGAAGGCCGCCGCCAAGAAGGAGACCAAGGAGCCUAAGGAGAAGAAGGCCGCUGCCCCCAAGAAGGCUGCCGCCGAGAAGAAGGAGACCGCCAAGAAGCCCGCCGCCAAGAAGGCUGAGAAGGCUGCCGACAAGGAGAAGCCCGCUGCUCUUUCCAAGACCAAGACUGGCCGCGUCACUAAGGCUGAACCCAAGAAGGCCGCCGCCAAGAAGGAGACCAAGGAGCCCAAGGAGAAGAAGGCCGCCGCUCCCAAGAAGGCUGCUGCCCCCAAGAAGGCCGCGGCGAAGAAGGACACCAAGAAGGAGACCAAGGCCGAGGCCGCCACCGCAUCCGCAUAG